CGUCAUUCGUCUUUCAUUCGUCGGGCGCGAUCGUUCGCGUCGUUGUGCAGAAUAGAGUUGUAGCAAGAAAGAGAGCAGCCAAGCGUCUUCUUCUUUGCCGAAGAAUGAACGUUUUCCCAGGCCGCAGCCGCAGUUGCAGUAUCUCCCGGUCCCGGUAGCUCUCGCUUCCCAACCCCCGCCACCCACCUUCAAGCGUGUGGAUCCGUGUGUGCGUGUUACCAUUUGCAUUUCAGUUUAUUUUUUUUUUUCGUUCCAUUUCGCUGUGUUUUCCGAACUCCGAAUCCAAAUUGACGCCGCAUUGCAUUGCACUGUGGAUUGCAUAGCUCCGUACGGUACGGUUUUCGGAGCCUUAAAAAUAGCCUUUUACAGUAAUUACUGGGCGCAAAAAAACGUGUUUUUUUUUUUUUUGAACAAGUUACAGUUACAGCUGCACCAAAAGAAAGCAGAAAUCAGAAAUUUUACUCAAAAGUGUAUGGCCGAAAAAAGAAAUACAAAAAAAAAUAGUGUUUGAAGAAAAGAAGAAAAUCUUCUGCCAGCAGCGUCUUCUAUUUGUUCCAUCUGUUAACAUUGUGCUCAUAAUUUAUUGUACAACAAAUAUGCAAAUAGAAAGCAACAAAUUUGUACAGCAAGUGGAAUAUUUCAAAGCUUAAGAAAAGUGGAGCGUUUCGUGGCUGAUGGAUAGUGUAAGGUUAGUAGGCUACAGGCACGGCUCUGGCACGGCUCUGGCUCUGGCUCUGGCACGGGCACACAAACUUUGACUUAAGUUCACGUUGAGAGACACAAAAAAGUGGAACAAAACGAUUGCAGCACGCACUCACUCCCGGAGGCAAUUUCCCCCCAGCCCCCCCGUCGCCGUCGCCGCCACCGCCGCUUUUCCCGCCAAAAAAAGCAAUAAAAUCAACGGCAACAGCACCACCAACAAGAUAGAUAGCAAAAGCAACUGCAAAAACCGUAACAGGCCGUUGAACGGUGGUACAGCAACAACUGCAAGCUCGAGAGAGGGAGAUUUAACGAUUUGCUGAGAGAGAGAGAGAUUGGAAACUGCAAGCAAGAAAGAGAGCAGAAACUGCAAGCGCAAAUCGAUCUGGGAACAAAAACUGCCUGCGAAAAAGGUGCGAGGGUCAGCGAUUAAGAAGAGAAACAAAGGAUCAACAGAGCGGGCAGCAGGCUUAGAGGAAGCAGUAAGGGUCAAAGUGCAUCAAAGGCAUUAAUUUAAAUUGGAUAUUAUGUGCGCAACGGCAGCAGGAACGACACAAGCCACAACCACUGAGAGCUCAUGUAUGACAAAACCAAGAAAUCGUGGGGUCAACGGCUCAAGACACUCGGCAGCAGCCACAGUGGAGGAGACGCCUCUCUAGGCACCGUCAGCGGUAUGCAGGCCAUGCAGCAGCUGCAGUUGCAUAUGCAGCACCAGCAGCACCAGCAGCAGCAGCAACAACAACAGAUGCAACAGCAGCAACAACAGAUGCAACAGCACCAUGGACACCAUGUACACCACUUGGCCGCCUACCAGCUGCCGCCGCCCGUUGCCGCCGAGUUCCUGCCCAGCGCCCUGUCGCGCUCCAUGAAGUACGCCGAGCCCUGGAUCUAUGGCACUGUGCGGGGCAUACCCGCGCGGCCCUCCUACGGCUACCAUCACCAUCACCAGCAUCCCCAUGCGGCGGCCAUCUUUGCCACGGACGGGGGCGGCGACUCGCCCCUGAGGGGGGCCCUGGCAGUGGUGAUCUGUUCGUGCGCCGAGUAUCUGAACGGCACGAAACGUGACGUGAAGAAGGCGAGCGUAUGCAAGAAGUGCAAAGGUUCGCGCCUGCCGCUUGCCACCAUCGGGGGCGGCACUGGCGGGGGCACUGUCAGACUGCCAGCUGUCAGCAGCAGCAGCAGCAGCUGCAACGUCAACGGCAGGGGCAGCCGCCCCAUGGCUGCCACAAUGCGUGUGGUUAGUGCCACAAAGAAAUCACGUCCCUCCAUUCUGGAUCCACAGAAGGAUCCCUACGACCUGAUGCGACGCACGCGACUCCUAUCGCCGGAGCCGAGUGCCAGUGUUACCAGCAAGGACUCCCCCAGCAAGGAGGGAAAGUCACGUAGCCGCGAAACGGCCACGGUGUCCACAACGAGGGGUCGCACCCGGACCAGGGCACCGCUGCCCCCGGCAAAGGCAGCAGCAGCAGCAGCAGCAACCUCUGCGGCACCAGAGCCCGCCGACUGCUGGCUAAUGGAGGACAACGAUGCACUGCUGCAGAGCAGCGGUCUCCAAGGCAGAGCCUCCAGCGCCGGCAGCAGUCGCCGCUCCAUCCUUCGCUGCAACGUCAAUCCCUACGACCUGAUCUCAAUUGAAAAUGGGAAGCAGAACCAGCAGCAGAACCAGCAGCAGAGCCAUCAGCAGCAGCAGCAGAAGAAGAAGCAGUCGGCCAACUCCAUCUAUGCGGAUGAUUUCGAUGUGGCCGACGCCCAGCUGCACGACGACGAGCUGGAGCGCCAGCGGAGCGAGCAGCGGGAGAAGGGGAAGCGCAAGAAGUUCUAUGGGAACAAUGUGGCGGCCAUUGCCGGCCAGAGGAUUAGCCUGGGCAAGGAGAAGCCCAUAGCAAUCGAUCCGUCCGAUUCGAGUGACAGCUAUGAGCGGAUCAUUAUCGCCUCCGCCUCCGCCUCCGCCACCGCCACCUCCUACUCCUGUUCUUCGGCGGAAGCGGUGGCGCAGUCUACUCCGCCGCCUGUGGUGGGGCCGCGACGUCCGCCCCGCAAUAAAAAAGCUGAUGAGACGGCAGCCAUCCACCCGGAAGCGCCUUUAACUGCAAUAAUGCCUGUAACUCCUUCAAGGGCGACACCAACUGACGAUGAGAAUGAUGAAGAGAACGAUGAUGGUAACGAUGGCUCCGCGAUGGCCUUUACAGUGCUCACUGUGACGCCCACAAUGCCGGCCAUCAAGUCCAUACUGAAGCGCCGUCCGUCCACACUGGAGUUGCCUUCAGUCCAGUCUCCGCCGCCUCCCGCCGUCCUCCUGCCCGACGGUGGAGUGGCGCCAGUGCUGACGCCUUCGGGCAAGUCACAGUUCUACAUUCCGACGCCAACGAAGGCGACAGCUGCCACGCCCACGGCCACAGCUGCAACAGCAACAGCGAUGGCGAUGGCGAUGGCAACGGCAACAUCAACACCUACACCCACACCCACGUCCAGUGGCACACCAGGAGCGAAUGGUGCGACGAUGACGCCAACAUCCACAUCGAGUUCACGCAAAAAAGUGCAAUUUAUGGUCGAGGAUAAAAUCAUAGCCACGACAACGGAUACGGCGGCGACAACUGAUGACAGCAGCGAUGCCAGCAAUGCCAGCAAUGCCUUUGUUGGCCCAGCCACUGGGGCGGGAUCUGCUGCUGACGAAGCAACAACAACCAGGACAAACUAUGAGUACUACAAUCGCAAGAGAAAUGCAACAGCAGCAGCAGCGGCGGCGACAGCGGCAGUAGGGAGAGCGGCAGCAGCAGCAGCAGCAGCAGCGGCGGCGGCACAGCAGGAGACAUUUGCGGCUGACGUUGAUGAUGAGCAUAACUUUACAACUUCCGCUGAACCAACAGCAACAGCAGCAACAGCAGUGACAGUGGCAACAGCAACAGCAGCAGCAGCAACAGCGUUGCACAUUAAGCCGGAUAGUUUGCAUUAUGAAGAUGUGCUGCCGCCGCUGCUGUCCGGGCAUCAAAUAUUUGACAAGAGCAACAGCGACAGGAGCAGCGAACCAGCAACUGAAAUGCUGCCAAAAUUAUUAUUGCCAGCGGAGGAGGAUCCAGCAGCAACAGCGGCAUGCCACUCGGGCAUGGGGUCCCCGCAUGUGACUGCAAAUGCUGUCAGCAGCGUUUUGCCAGACGGCACCGCCACGACAGCAGCAACAGCAGCAAAAGCAGCAAAAGCAGCAGGAGUGGCCCAAGGAGCAGCAACGGCAAACCAAAAGACGACAGCAGCAAAUCGCGAUUAUGACGAUGAUGACGAGCACAACGACAAGGACGAGAGCAACGACAACAGCCACAGCAGCAGCAGCAGCACCAGAAGAAGCAGCUACAGCAACAGCAACAGCAACAACAGCAACAGCAACGACAACAACGACAUGAAUGGCCAUGGGAUGGAGGACAAGGGCGAAGAGAAGAGGGUGGCAAGGCAGAAGGAUGCGCCUGCCAGGCCUGCGGCAAGUCAAAAGCGUGCGGCACAAACGACACAAUCGCGAAAUCCCAUCAGACGGGCGCACAGCGAACGGCAUUUGUCGACCGCGCCCAUCACCGCCUCCACCGCCGCCACCAACACCGCCACCGCCACGGCCACGGCCGCCAGGAACUCCAUCGCCAGCGCCAGCACCAGCACCAGCUCCAUUUCGAAGACGACAACAUCGCCGCAUCCUCGCUCCUCGGCCCCAGCGAGUGGGCCACAGAAUGUCAUUUUAAAUUUUAAGGACACAAUGGCGCUGCGCAUAAAAAGCAACCGCAGCGACUCGAGAGAUUUAUUUCAAAGGCGUCCGACAGAGCCGCCUCCGCCGCCACCAGCAUCGCCCCCCAAGGCACUGACGGAGCCACUGACGGAGACCGCAAAAGGAUUAGAGCUUCCGCCACACGGAAUCAAUAAGUCAGUACCGACUAUGACUCCGACUCCGACUCCGGCUCCGGCCCCGAUUCUGACAUCGACUCCGGCACAGCUUCGGCAGAAGCAACAGCAGCCGCAGCAGCAGCAGCAGCAGAGGACUGUCGUGAGGGUGGCGCCCUUUAACCAGAGCGGGGAGGGAGCCCACGAAGUGCAUCGCCUGAAAAUCUCCCACAGCGAGGAGGAUGAUGACACCUAUCCGCACACGGAUCUGGGCGUGCAACUGCGCCGCAGGCCGAGCACCAGGCUGCACCUCUCGCCCGAGGAGGAGGCGACCCCCAAGAAGACGUCGAUACUGAUUAGCGGCGAUGACUGCUACUCGACAAUGAAUCUCAGUGCGGACGCGGCCCAGCCUCUGUACCAGUCCUCGGUGGUGGUCAACAGCCAGGCGGUGAGCACCGGCGGGGUGUGCAUCAACGUGAGCAGCGCCGAGGAGGAGGAGCAGCAGCUGAAUCACCUGAAUACGAUGCGGAGUCAGCAGAUGAUGGGCACGGGCCUGGGCACGGGCACGGGCAUCGCCAUCAUACCCAUCCGCAGCAGCGAGAUCAACCUGCAGCGAUCCGUGUCGUGCAUCUCCUCCACCUCGAACAGCUCCACGUCCAGCAGUGGCAGCUCCAGCGGCAGGGGGCGCACCCUCAUCCGCCUGGACUACGAGAGGGAGAGGACUGGGGCGGGCACCAGCACAACGCCCAUCAAUACGCCGCCGGCCAUCAGCUCGACGCCAGCCACGCCGCCGCCGCCGUCGCCGACCGACAGCUCGAGUCCAAGUCCUCUCGUGCAGCACGAGACGGAGCUGCUGAAGAUCCUGCGGAAUCCCGUGGAGGCAGUGAAGCGCAACCUGGUGCCCCACGUGUGCGGCCUGCGCUCGGCGGGUGGCGACACCAGUCGCGCCAAGAAGAUGCAGGAUGCCGUGACGACGAUUGUGCCGCGCAGCUGCCCCAAGGAGGGCAGCUUCAUAGCCAAGCUGCUGCAGGACCCGAUGCUGGGCCAGGUGGCCGAGGGCCUGGAGACGGAGACGGUGGCCGAGCUGAUCGAGAACUCGCUGCAGCGGCUGCAGCAGGCGCGCCAGGCCAUCGACAUGAGCGGCACCAAAGACCACGACGACAUGAAUCGCCUGAUCAGCGCCUCGCUGCAGCGGAUCCGCUCCGAGCGGACUACCAAAGAGGAGGAUCGCCUCUCCAAUCGGGGCAGCAUCAGCUCCGCCAACAGCUUCGCCUCCGCCCACAACUACGAGCUGUUUGACUUUGCCGGCGGCAACGAGUCCGACUGCUACCAGAGCUGCUCCAGCGUGCUCACCGCAUCCGGAAUCCUCGAGGAGGAGCAGCAGCAGCAGCAGCAGCAGCAGCAGCAGCAGCAGCAGCAGCAGCAGCAGCAGCAGCAGCAGCCUCAGCCUCAGCCUCAAAAGGAACCCGAGCUGGAGGCCGAGCCCGAGCUGGAUGCAGCCACAAGGGCCAAGUUCUAUCAGCUGCUGGUGGAUGCCACUCUCGCCGAGAUCGAGCACUCGACGCACACGGAGCCGGGGGUGGAGGCCGAGCACCACUACGAGUCCAUCCGGCUCAAUGGGGAUCCCAUCUACGAGGAGAUCAACGAGAAGCCGCCGCCACUGCCGCUCUCCGCACCGCCCCUGAACGAUGCCGAGCUGGAGAAGAAGGCGGCCCGGUCCAUCUUCGAGGGGGCCUCCAAGUACGACAUCCUCUCGUACCUGGUGGACGCCAAGGAGCGGGGCCUGGCCCGCGAGGAGAGCUUCGACUACAGCAACAACCCGAAGAUCAUCGAGGAGGAGGCCACGGACACGCUCAGCGAGCUGGACAAGCGCGUGGAGGACCGGGACAGUGGCCAGAGCAACAUGAACUCCCUGUCGCCGCCACCGCACAGCUUCAUCUGCGGCGGCGGCGGCGGCGGCGGCGGCCUGGGCGGCGGAGGCAAGUGCGGCAGCGACGUGGAGCGGCAGGACUCCGGGGUCGGCUCGGAGACGAGCAAAUCGUCGCGCAGCAAGUACCAGGCCACGCCCACCGUGCUGCACCUGUGCGAGGACUGCGACGGAGCGGUGGAGAUGCAGGUGGGGGAGGCGGGCGUGCUGUACGCGCCGCUCGUGUGCCGCAAGUGCGGCAAGAAGCGGGUGGAGCGCAAGGAGAUCAUCACGGAGAUUGUGGAGACGGAGGAGAAGUACGGCCGCGACCUGCAGAUCAUCCUCGAGGAGUUCUGCCACCCGAUGCUGGUGGCCGGCCUGCUCACCCAGGAGCAGCUCUCCGCAAUCUUCCUCAACACGGAAGACUUGCUCGAGAACAAUCAGACGCUGGCGGAGCGGAUGCGCGACGCCCUGGACAUGUCCCUGGAGCAGGGCGACGACGACCUGCUGACGGUCAACAUCGGACGCAUCUUCCUCGACUUCACGCAGAUGCUGCACGCCUUCGAGAGCUACUGCGUCCGGCAGGCGGGUGCCAGCCUGCUGCUGGCCAACCUCGAGAAGGAGAAGGAGCUGUUGCGCAUCUUCCUGAAGGUCUCCCAGAUGGAGAACGCCGUACUGCGGCGCAUGAAUCUCAACUCCUUCCUGAUGGUGCCCGUCCAGCGCGUGACCAAGUACCCCCUGCUGCUGGCGCGUCUCUACAAGGUGACGCCCUCGCAAAUCGACGGACGUGAGCUGCUGAAGCAGGCCCAGGAGAAAAUCGAGCUGCACUUGAACCACAUCAACCAGGAGGCCAAGGAUGUGCCCACCAAGCUCUGGCGCCGCAUCAGCUCCUCCAGCCCCAACCGGCGGGCCUCCUGCGAAAUUGAUAUGAUAAACAUCAAGCUGCGCAAAAUGGCCAUCGACGUGCUCGAGUGGAAUCACGAUGAGGUCCGCUUCGCCAUGGAGGGCAAGCUCCUCUACACACAGCCGACGGACAGCAACUGGAAGAAGGCGCGCACCAUCAAGCUCACGCCGGUCAACGCUCUGCUCGUGACCAAUGGCAAGCCAAGUGCCAAUUAUAGGGCAGAGAAGGCCAUGUCGGAUAAACUGAAUUUCCCGAAGCACACGGGCAUACGAGAGGCCUCCCUGCUGCUGGUGAAGGAGAAGUGCGGACGCUACACGCUGAUCCGGGAGCCCCUCUAUCUGGACAGAUGUGUGGUGUGCAGCGAAGCGGAUUGGGAUGAUUAUUUCGAAGUGCAGGAAAUUUCAUCGAAGGACACAUUCAUAUUCAAAGCCGAGGAUGGGGUACGGACCAAGCAGUGGUACACUCAGAUGCAGUACCAUGCCCAGGGCAUGGGGGCGUGGCGCAAGCGAAGAAACGCCCUGGCCAACAUCAUGAUCAACGGAAUGCUGGCCCGCAGCUAGCAGGAGUCCAUCCCGUCCGGUCAGGACCCAUCCCACAGCAAACCGCAGCACAGCACAGCACAGCACACACGAGUGAAACCACAUUCUGCCGGUGCGACAGAUGAUGAUGGAUAACAUACACAUACACAUACACACACACAUACAUAUACGUACGAGUACGAUUACGAUUACGAACAAUAACAAUAACAAUGGCAUAACAAUAAAUCUGAACAAUUGGUUAUGCAUUUAAUAAUGUAUUUAUGCGCUAUUAACCAACAAGCAAUUUCGUAAUUAUUUUUUAAGUGAUAAACAAUUGAAUCGAGCACGCAUAACGCUAGUUAGUGUCUACAUAAUACCUAUGCCUACAUAUGCCUACACCUAUAUCUACAUACAUAUACAUAUAUCUACAUAUCUAUGGCUAUACGUAAACGUAUACUUAUACUUAUACCUAUACACACACACACAGAUACACACACACACAAUACCAAUACCAAUACCCUAAAUACAAUGCAAUAAAAUAGAAUACAUUAAUUAAA
This is a messenger RNA of Drosophila miranda, 8442 nucleotides long. RefSeq names its product pneumococcal serine-rich repeat protein (gene RhoGEF64C). Bases 1277 to 7927 code for a protein of 2216 amino acids. The record is from RefSeq and is a predicted model, not a curated record. The transcript has 11 exons. NCBI's taxonomy places the organism in Eukaryota, Metazoa, Arthropoda, Insecta, Diptera, Drosophilidae. Gene Ontology annotation, molecular function: guanyl-nucleotide exchange factor activity. Gene Ontology annotation, biological process: positive regulation of Rho protein signal transduction.